Penicillium mononematosum is the source of this 390-nucleotide messenger RNA. RefSeq lists its product as uncharacterized. Bases 1 to 390 code for a protein of 129 amino acids. Gene Ontology annotation, biological process: response to antibiotic. The transcript has a single exon. Lineage: Eukaryota; Fungi; Ascomycota; Eurotiomycetes; Eurotiales; Aspergillaceae. The record is from RefSeq and is a predicted model, not a curated record.
AUGGCCAUCGAUUUCCAAUCAGUCGUCCCGAUCCUCCGCAUCUUUGACAUCACCAAGGCGGACGAGUUCUAUCUCGAAUAUCUCGGCUUCAGGGUCGACUGGGAUCAUCGGUUCGAUGAAAACGCGCCUCUAUAUCGGCAGAUUUCUAGGGGAAACCUGAUCCUUCACCUAAGUGAGCAUCACGGGGAUGGCAGCCCCGGUGUGCAGGUCCGGAUAAUGAUGAGGGGAAUCGUGGAGUAUCAUCGCGAGCUAAGUGCCAAAGGAUAUCGAUACAUGAGGCCAGGAAUUGAAGAGGGUCCGGCGGCGGGAUCGCAGGAAAUGGGCGUCAUCGACCCGUUUGGAAACCAGAUAAAGUUCUGUCAGGACGAUGAUGAGAAAACACAAAUCUAG